This is a messenger RNA of Durusdinium trenchii, 1347 nucleotides long. NCBI's taxonomy places the organism in Eukaryota, Dinophyceae, Suessiales, Symbiodiniaceae. The record is from the annotation of a GenBank genome assembly.
AUGACCGCUCCUCCACCAGCGGCGUGGCGGGUCAUCAGCGAGAAUGGCGCUUUGGUCCGAGAAGAGGCGGACUUGAAAAGUCGUGAGCUGGGACGUGUGACCACGGGCGCGGUGCUCUUGCAGGAGGCGCCUGUGUCGCUCUCCUCGCGCUUGCGCUUCCGGCUCCUGCGUGGCACCGGCCCGCGCGCUGGCUUCGUGUCCGUGAAGAUCAAAGGGAAGGCGUUGCUGGAGGAAUGUGAGCUUGAGACUCCGACGACGCACCUCCCUAGAGUGACGAUGGAGGUGGAAAUGCCCGGUGACGGCUUCACUGCAUGGUUUCCCUUCCGCCGGGUCGCCAACUUCCGUGACCUCGCCGAUUCGACCUGUGGGUCGCCGCCGCCGAAGCGGCCGCUGCGCCGCGGGCGGUUGUUCCGCUCGGGGCACUUUGCAGCGGCACAGCCAGAGGACCUGGCGUACUUGGAGACCUUCGGUUUGCGCACUUAUGUGGACCUACGGGAUGGCCUUGAUUUGGAGGGUGCGGACGCACCAAUCUAUGAGCGCUUCCCUCCUUCACCGCGCGCGCAACGCGAUGGCGCGGCCGCUGAUCGGUCGCCUGGGCAGCCGCGUCGCGUGUGGUGCCCCUUCAGUAAAGAUCUGAAGUUGCGGCCCUGGACCAACGAGGAGAAGGCCAACCUGGUGCCCGAGUGGGACCGGAAAGCUUGGCACAGCUGGUGGUAUCAGCGAUUGAUCCGCAUGAACAUGGAGAAGAAGGUGGACUUGAACACUGCCUCCAACCUUUGUGCUUUGAACCGCGCCAUCUUGUUCGUGAACGCCGACGAGGUCUUGAAAGCCAUGAAAGUGCUCACUGAGGAGCAAAACUACCCCGUGGUCUUUGGCUGUGUCGCAGGAAAGGAUCGUACAGGGCUUUUGGCCUGUCUCAUCUUGAGUGCCCUGGGAUUGGACCAGGAGGCCAUUCUGACUGACUACCUGAAGACGAAUCAGGCAUCUGAACACAUCAACGCUUGCGCGCAGGUUGGCAUGGCGCUUUGGUGGAAGCAAGUGGAGCAAGAAGAUCCGCGGCGCUUCAAGAUGAUGCAGAAAUCUGGCCAGGUCCAUCCCUUGCAGUAUGACGCCAGCUGGCCAGGCCUUCGGCCAGGCGCGGCCAUGGAUGGUGACGCCGCGUCGGGGGCGGCCACGGCGUCCGAGCACGGCGCAGCGGUCUUUCCGCAGACCAUGGCUUAUACGCUGGAGAUGCUCGAAGAGGAGGGCGGCGCCUUGGCCUACUUGGACUCGAUCGGCUUUGGAGCGCAGGACGUCGCCAAGCUUCGCGAGCUCUUGCUGGAGCCCUCCGAGCAGCCGGAGCGCUGA